ACAUUUCCUUUAAUUUAACACACUUGAAAAUACAGUUUUGAGUUUGACGAAUUAUGGCUCAAGCUAUGGCUUCAAUGGCUGGCUUACGCGGCUCUUCCCAGGCGGUCCUCGAAGGCAGCCUUCAAUCCAACCGCACCACCACCAGGACCGCCGCCGCCGCCAGAACCGGAUUCAGCAUCCGCGCUCAGCAAGCCGAAACCGAGACUAGCCGCCGCGCCAUGUUGGGUCUCGUUGCCACUGGGAUUGUCUCCGGCUCCUUCGUUCAAGCCGUGCUAGCCGAAGCCGCCAAGCCCAUCAAGAUCGGCCCACCACCACCUCCCUCCGGUGGCCUGCCUGGAACAUUGAACUCGGACCAAGCAAGAGAUUUUGAUUUGCCAUUUUUGAAUAACCAAAUUGAAAAAAGGGGGAAAUUUCAUUAG
Messenger RNA from Salvia hispanica, 419 nucleotides. The record is from RefSeq and is a predicted model, not a curated record. NCBI's taxonomy places the organism in Eukaryota, Viridiplantae, Streptophyta, Magnoliopsida, Lamiales, Lamiaceae.